Molecule: messenger RNA, 1143 nt
Organism: Stereum hirsutum FP-91666 SS1
Lineage: Eukaryota; Fungi; Basidiomycota; Agaricomycetes; Russulales; Stereaceae
Product: cytochrome P450
Exons: 8
Coding region: 1-1143 (380 amino acids)
Molecular function (GO): heme binding; oxidoreductase activity, acting on paired donors, with incorporation or reduction of molecular oxygen; monooxygenase activity
Source: RefSeq, a predicted model, not a curated record
AUGACAAAGUACUAUCAUAGUCCUUGGCGAUGCCUUCCACCAGGUCCACAAGGAGUUCCACUAUUUGGAAAUAUGUUUCAACUUCGUAGCCAGCAGUGGCUAGCCUUCACCGAGAUGAGGAAAACGUUCGGCGACAUAAUAUAUCUCAAUGUGGCCGGCCAGCCUUUGAUCGUAGUAGGCUCACAGAAAGCUGCAGCGGACCUUCUUGACCGAAGGGCAACCAUCCAUUCAGACAGGCCUCGCAAUAUCGUAGCCUCAGAAAUUAUGACGGGUGGCCUUCUGGUGGUGUUCACCCGUUACAGUGACAUCUGGCGUCGAAUGAGGCGCGCCGCCCAUGAAGGGCUCAACAAACAAGUCGCACACAAAUAUCAUGCCACACAGGUAACUGAGGCUAUAAUUCUCGCUGCUGACAUGAUAACCAGACCGGACAAUUGGGAUGCACAUCUCCGACGCGCUGCCGCUUCUGGAAUUAUGUCAGUUGUAUACGAUGCGGCCCCUAUUUCGUCGGAAAACGAUUCCUCGGUUGUCGCAAUCAACGAUUUUGUUGCCCGCCUUACACGCGCGGCUUAUCCUGGAGCGCAUUUUGUGGAGUUUUUCCCGUGGAUGAAGCACAUUCCCAGCCAGUUCGCAAAGUGGAAGCUUCAAGCCGAAAGAAAUUACACCUCCGAUUCGGCCAUGUUCGAAGGCCUAUUCGGUCGCGUCCGUGAGCGAAUCUCUCAGGGAGACGAACGUCCAAGUCUUGCAAACACUCUCGUACGAGAUGCAACCCGGAACAACCUCAGUGAAAGGGAGAAUGCAUGGCUUGCUGGAACCAUGUAUGCUGCUGGAGCCGAGACGACAUCAGCGGUGAUGGCCUGGUGGAUGCUCGCCAUGGUUGCCUAUCCGGAAACUCAAGAUAAGGCGAGGGCAGAGUUGGACAGAGUCGUCGGACGUGACAGGCCACCUGCUUUCGCCGAUAUUGACAACUUGCCUUACCUAUGUGCCAUGGUCAAAGAGGCAUUACGAUGGCGCCCUGUGGUAACCAUUCCUCAUCGAGCCAUGAAAGAAGACAUAUACAACGGGUUCCGAAUUCCAGCCAACGCCACAGUUCUCGGAAAUACAUGGCUAGACGAGUUUAUUUCAUUGCUUCUCUUCUUGUGCUGA